AUGCAAAAUCCAACCUCAUCGUCCGAUGCCAAAGGGGACGCCGACGAAAAGCAACACGCAAUAGUUCAAAAUGUUGACGCCAAAUCUCCGAGCGAUACAGAGGUAGCUGUGCACCAAGAUGCUCAAGCUGGUGUUCAGGGAGUCGAGGCUAUUGCCAUAGUUUGGUCGAAAACCUCUCUUAUCAUUAUCUACAUAUUGAUAUGGAUCGUUUAUUUUGUUGUAUUGAUGCAACAAGGCGCCGAAGCAGCCCUCAAUCCCUUUGUCACUUCGGCUUUUCAACAACAUUCUCUGACUCCUACAGUCGGUAUCUUGGCCAGCGUUAUCGGAGGGGUGUGCAACCUGACUGUGGCAAAGAUACUCGACAUCUUCGGGCGACCGCAAGGUUAUGCUAUGUCCCUUGUCAUUACGACCAUUGGCCUCAUUAUGAUGGCAGCGACGACGAAUGUAGAGAUGUACGCUGCAGCUCAGGUAUUCUGGACGGUUGGCAACAAUGCGCUACUCUACACAGUGAACAUCUUUGUUGCUGAUACGACAAGGUUGCACAACCGUGGCCUUAUGACAGCCUUGACCUCGUCACCUAAUAUUAUCACCACCUGGCUGGGUGGUCCAAUCUCAACUGCUUUCCUUGAUGGUCCUGGUUGGCGCUGGUGCUUUGGUGCAUUUUCUAUCAUUGUACCUGUUUUGUGUCUUCCUUUAUUUUGCAUGUUGAUGUUCAACUACUUCAAGGCAAAAAAGCAGGGCAUCGUCACCAGUAAAAGAACUAAAUCAAAGUCAUCUUUGCAACAGUUUCUCUAUUACUGCCGCGAGUUUGACGCUAUUGGCCUCCUUUUAUUAACAGCUGGCCUGGCUCUCUUCCUUUUGCCGUUCAAUUUAUAUGCCCUGCAGCCCUUGGGGUGGCGAUCGCCGCUAAUUAUCUGCUUGUUGGUUUUUGGGUUUCUUCUAACCGUCGCAUUCGCGUUAUGGGAGAGAUUCUUCGCGCCUGUUACUUUUAUCCCUUACUCGCUGCUCCUUGAUCGGAAUAUGAUUGGGGCGUGUAUGCUCGGCAUGGUUCUUUUUAUCAGCUUCUUUUGCUGGAACAGCUUUUUCAGCUCUUUCCUUCAAGUUGUCAACGACCUGAAUGUCACCGAAGCAAGCUAUGUUGUCCAAAUUUAUGGCCUCGGCAGCAGCCUAUUCUCAAUUGCCACAGGCGUGGUUAUUCGAUAUACGGGUCGGUUCAAAGCGAUUACUCUUUACGGCGCUAUACCUUUAUACACUCUCUUUAUGGGCCUUAUGAUUUAUUUCCGGCGACCAGACAUGAAUGUUGGUUAUAUCAUUAUGUGUCAAAUAUUCAUCUCCGUGGCCGCGGGAGUCGUUAUCAUCACAUCGCAGAUGGCCGCGAUGACUGCCGCAUCACACCAAUAUAUUGCAGUUGUCAUGGCCAUCUUAUCCAUGUUCUCUUCCAUAGGCGGCGCUAUUGGCCUUACCAUUGCCGGUGCUAUUUGGCAAGCUGUUUUCCCCAUCAAGCUUGCUGAGUACCUUCCGCCCGAUGAGCAGGCCAAUCUCAUAAAUAUAUACAGCAUGCUAGAAGUACAGUUGAGUUAUCCGGUCGGUACGCCCACUAGGAUUGCUAUCCAACGUGCUUACGGGGACGCACAAUUAAUGAUGCUGGUGGCUGGUACGGCGAUCUGGGCUGUUGGAUUUGUUGGAGUUGCUCUUUGGAGAAAUAAUAACAUCAAGAAUAUCCAGCAAGUGAUAGGCCAAGUAAUCUAA
Messenger RNA from Trichoderma breve, 1749 nucleotides. RefSeq names its product major facilitator superfamily domain-containing protein. Gene Ontology annotation, molecular function: transmembrane transporter activity. The record is from RefSeq and is a predicted model, not a curated record. The transcript has a single exon. NCBI's taxonomy places the organism in Eukaryota, Fungi, Ascomycota, Sordariomycetes, Hypocreales, Hypocreaceae. Gene Ontology annotation, biological process: transmembrane transport. The coding region runs from base 1 to 1749 and encodes 582 amino acids.